CAUCCCAAAUGGCAUCCUAUUCCCUUUAUUACUUACUUACUUAGCCUGCUCCUUUGGGAGCAUAGGCCAUCAAUGACUCCUCUCCAUCGCACUCUGUUCUAGUGUUGUAUGGUAAGCUGAAAUGUCUGUACUUUUUUAUACUAGAACAUGAGAAAUGGUUCAGUACUAGAAUUUGUAUUACUUUCGGUACUUCUGUCAAAUGUCUCAUGUCGUCUACUGAUUUGAAAGAGGAUCAAGUCUGUCUAUCAGUGCAGGUGAGGUCCCCUUAUAGCGCGAGAGCACCGUGCCUGCUCCGCUUACUCAUUGCUAGCUCUAGCCUGUCCUGAGGGACCACUGAACUCACUGAAGUCUGGGCUACAUCAUGUUAGCUCCCCACUCAUGCGGCACAGAAGUUAGCACACUUGAAUAAUGCAAAGCGGCAUUUAGAAAUGUUGCAACUGUUUUGCGAACAGUAUUUAACAAUGGCAUUACAGGUGAGAGCAAUUAACAAUACAAUAUUGAAGAUACCGGUAGCUUCCAGCUUUAUAGGCUAACUUCCCUUGCUAGCCUACAGCUCAAUUCACUACCCUAGUACUUAGUUUGUGAUAAUAUGCCAACCAUAAUGCAAAAUAUGCUGAUUUCAAAGCUGAUUGUCAACACAAACCAUAGCUACAGUCAUUGCCCAUAACUUUAUUCACUUCGUCUCCCUCGCCUGCUACGCUAGGUUACGUCUUUCCUGUCUCUCUCACUGUGUGUGAAUGAUGUCAUUAGGACUUAGAGUAACUUUUUAAUUAAAAAAAGAAUGAUCGAAAGCCAGAUGUUUUAGGCUUAGUUAUAGUGAAACACGUCAAUACUGGUCUUCAUAUAUUUUGGAAUUUUAGUAGUAAAUCAAGCUUAUUCUGCCCCUAGCUGUUCAACUCUACCAAGAAAAAUCGUGAUGUUGAGGCUUGUGCCUCUACGUCAUCUCAAGGGAGGGCUCUGUAUGAAAUACACUCCCUUCUAGAUGUGGGGGGUAUCACCUCAAGGCUUACUAUAAAGCAGGUGACAGCGCGCCUUAUUUGGUUAUGGUCUUGAUAAGUGGAGUGUGCCAAUAUAUUGUGCAUGAUGCUUCCUUGACUAGACUACUGACACCCAAAAUUCAAAAGGCAGUAGGCACUUUUCUACAUAUGACAAAAUUCAGCGUUCUUUCUUACCCUUUCAGACAUCCAUCGUAAUAAGAAAUAGAUGACAAUGGUAGUCAUCUCAAUUCCUUGUAUUUUUUCUCAACUACUAUGACUGAUUGGUGGCGCAGUCUGCUAGGACAGUUGGCUCAUAUUUCAAUAGUUGGGUUAGCUGACAACGUCACAAACUAUAUGCACGCUUCCAUGGGGCAGAAGUCAGCAUGUUGUUGUGAUUUCGGAUGGCCAGAUUGCUAGAAAGAAUGACAAGAAACUGCCAUGUGGGGAAUCGGCACUCAGGUGUUUCUGCAAAUAUGAAGAAAAAGAACUCCCACAAGAAACAAAAGAACAGCAUGGGCCCCAACAAGGCAGUGUCGUCAGCGCCGCGGCGGAACAUCGUGGGCUGUCGUAUCCAGCACAUCUGGAAGGAGGGGAGCGCUACAUCUCAGUCGCAGUGGAAAGGCACGGUGCUAGACCAGGUGCCUGUCAACCCCUCGCUCUACCUCAUCAAGUACGACGGCUUCGACUGUGUCUACGGCCUGGAGCUGCAUAACGAUGAGAGGGUACAGGGCCUCGAGGUGCUCCCUGACCGUCAAUCCUCUACGCGCAUCAGCGACGUCAACCUGGCUGACACGAUGAUAGGGAAGGCAGUGGAGCACAUGUUUGAGACGGAGGACGGAACUAAAGACGAGUGGAGGGGCAUGGUUCUGGCCCGGGCACCCAUCAUGAAUACCUGGUUCUUUAUCACCUACGAGAAAGACCCCGUCCUGUACAUGUACCAGCUCCUAGAUGACUACAAGGAGGGAGACCUGAGGAUCAUGCCUGACUCAAAUGACGCUACGCCUGCGGAGCGGGAGCCGGGGGAGGUGGUGGACAGUCUGGUGGGGAAACAGGUUGAGUACGCUAAAGAGGACGGCUCCAAACGAACUGGCAUGGUCAUCCACCAGGUGGAGGCCAAACCCUCCGUAUACUUCAUCAAGUUCGACGACGACUUCCACAUCUAUGUCUACGACCUGGUCAAGACCUCCUAAGGGCCACCUUUGACCCCUGACCCCUUUUCACACUACUGAGCCGAAUCGAGCAGUGCUGGUCUGUUUACGCGUCCAUCAACCAUUGUUGAAAAGAACUGUGUGGGGAAAAUAUUUCAUAGCGAGCCAGUAUAGCCUGGUUCGGGUCAGCACGGUAGUGUGAAAAGGCUACUGGGUCGCUGGGCCCAGAGGACAGGAGGCCUGUCUGGGGAAGUUAACGAUGGAUGCGGAGGUUGUGGGGAAACUCUAACAUGCAGGAAAGACGAUCAACCACCACAUCACCACAUGGAACCUUAUCUUAUCCACCAAUUUUCCCCAAAUAUCUCUUCAAUAUUUCAUGCAAAUACUUCUUUGAGAUGUUAGACGGACAGCUGGAUUGGAUAUUUCACUGAAGCCUUUGGAUUUCUACUCAUGAAACAUCUCUGAUUGCUCUAGUCAGAGAAGAAAAAGGGGGCACUGUGCAUCUGAAUUAGUGGCCACAAUUUGUUUCGUCAACUGUCUAUCCCCUGUAGUUGAGUGAUCCUAUGGAUACAUCCCAUCAAUCUCUAAGGGAAGGGACAGGGAAAAGAUAUCAAGCCUUAUAUUUGCACACUGUAUAUAAAGUUAGUUGGCAUCUCAUUUGAUUUUUUUCAGUGAUUUGAUGACCAAACCAGUCAUAGCAAUGUAUCUCCUAUAUAUGUGUGAGUGUAUGAGUUCUUGUGUUCCUUUUUUUUUUUGUACAUGCAGUUCUGGAGACCCCUAUCUUAUAGUGGUCAGUAACUACAGUACUCGGGUUUGUUUCAGUUUCGUAGAAUCAUUCAAACCCUGACUAUGAUUACAUUUGUUUAUUUCUAAUGUUGAAAGAUAUGCAACAACAUAUGCAGUGAGCAAAGAAAUGUGUGGAAGUUAUGAGAGGGAGGUGACCAGUGUUUUAAAAGGAUACUUUGGGAUUUUGGCAAUGAGGGCCUUCAUUUACUUCCCCAGAGUCAGAUGAAGUCGUGGAUACCAUUUGUAUCUGCAUGCAGUUUGAAGGAAGUUGCUAACUAGCGCUAAUGCAAUUGCUAACUAUCAAAGUAUCCCUUUGAUUCAAACGUUUUUUUCCCCCCAAGAACUUGUUUACUUUAUACUGUAUUUAAUGUAUAUUCAUAGAAAAUAAUAGUUUGAUACUGAUACAGAUUUAGUUCUCACAGCACUAAUUUCAAAAAAUCUUCUUAGAGGAUUUAAGAGCACUAGUUUGUUUUAGUUUUUUGGUCUGAAAGGACAAUUAUAUGUUGAUCAUCUCAACAACACUAUUCAAAAAUGGUUAACCAGUGAGAGUGUUAAUCUGUUGUCCUGAGAAAGAUUUAGUUUAAUAUGCCUUGCCAAAUCCCUCGACCCUUAUAAUUCAUUAUUCAUUCAUAAUAACAGUAAUAACUAUUCAGAUAAUAAUUGUUUAUUGUUGUUCCUGUAUUCAUAUGUUUACAACCGUUUGUUUUGUUUGGAAAAUCUAUUUUCGUUACUUUUUUACUUGUCAUACGUUACUUAGAAUCAUCACAUUCUUCUUGACCUCUGUGUUAAACACACUUUCUGUUUAAUUGUCAUAGUAACAUUUUAGUCAACUGUUUUCUCAUGCCUUUUAAAAACUGAAGACGGUAUGGUAAAAGCACUGCAAAGUAAGACAAUAUUUAGAAGUGAAAAUUCCAUACCAGCUCCUCAAAAGUGUUCUAAAUUCAGCAGUACCACUACAACAAUACUAGAGUGAUUUUCGAAACAUUUUCACACAACUGUUAAUACACAAGAAGUAUUCAAAACUUUAAAUGCAACACCCACUUUAUGGAGUGCAUGAAAUAUUGUACUUGAGGAAAGGUUACUCGCCCUGAAAGAUAUUUUUAUUUGCUGUGUGUGUGUGUGUGUGUGUGUGUGUGUGUGUGUGUGUGUGUGUAACCAAACUACAUGUUCCACCAGAUGACCUCUUAGUAUGCUCCUUUAGGGUCGUUACCCCUGUUGUCAGAGAAACAGUGGGCAACUAAGUGGUCUAGAAUCUCUAAGAUACAGAUGUUGUUAAUUCGUUAGUAGCGUAAAUGUUCCAUGUGACUGUAACUCCCAACACUCCACUCCACCCUUACUGCUUUCUCCAUGCCCUCCAUGACACUAAAGCAGUGUAUGUUCAGAUGCAGUCUCCGAAGAGUGGUAGUACUGUUCUUUACAGUAUUCUGCAGAGUAACAGAACAGAUUAGCUGUUGUGACUGAUUUUGAGAUUAAGUCCCUCUGUUUGAGGAGUAGCUAAUGCUUACUCUAGGUUAUACACAAAGUAUGACUGAAUGGUAGCUUUAGAGAUGGAUAGAAAAACCUGAGAGUAUGUAUAUCGGUUAUAAUAAAGAUUAUAAUUUUAAGACCCCGUACAGUAUAAAGCCCCUCUAUAUCAGAAAAGCUACCCACAAGUAAAUAUCCUUCUAUAACCUUUUGUAUUCCAAACCGCAAACUGAUUUGUAUUUUAUGCAAGAUGUCACCUUCAGAAAACAAUUGAAAGUGUUCGAUGAAUUGGCCUUUCACACUUGCCUACUGUAGUACUGUACUGUGUUUGAUGUCAGUUCAUUGUGGGAUAGAAAAACAGACCAUUCUUUUUGCAUGAGUAGCGAAAACAGAACUGUAAGUGGAAGUUAGUGUGAAAAGUGAAAUGCAUGUGUGUAUCUCUCAUUUUAUUUAAGUUUUUCUAUGAUAUGUUCAAUGUGUUUCUUAUCGUGACAUUCCCUUUUUUUGGCAUUUCUAAAGAAAAACAGUCAUUUUUUGUA
This is a messenger RNA of Salmo salar (Atlantic salmon), 4914 nucleotides long. The record is from RefSeq and is a predicted model, not a curated record. Lineage: Eukaryota; Metazoa; Chordata; Actinopteri; Salmoniformes; Salmonidae.